Messenger RNA from Toxotes jaculatrix (banded archerfish), 2805 nucleotides. RefSeq names its product UDP-glucuronosyltransferase 2A2-like. The transcript is spliced from 6 exons. Lineage: Eukaryota; Metazoa; Chordata; Actinopteri; Toxotidae. Gene Ontology annotation, molecular function: UDP-glycosyltransferase activity. Bases 254 to 1852 code for a protein of 532 amino acids. The record is from RefSeq and is a predicted model, not a curated record.
CUUUCUGUUUGUGGCUUUCUAGUAGAGGUUGGAGAUUAUUCUUAUUCUUUUUUUAUACUGAUUAACUUUACAGCCAUUACCUUUUACCUCUAACCACUUGCUUGGGCUACGUCUGUUAUCUAAUAUGUCAUGCUGCACAAAGAGGAACUACAAGUCAGAGUUCAGCUUUGUUAAUAAUUACUCCACUAGAAGAACAUUUUGAAAAGGAUCAGCCCAGAGAAGACUUUUCGCAAACAGCAGACAAACAGCCACCAUGGCGUUGGAGCAGCGGCUCUCCAUUUGUGUGUUGCUGACACUUUGUGCAACAUGGAGUGCUAAUGGAGGGAACAUUCUAGUGUGGUACACUGAAGGCAGCCACUGGAUUAACAUGAAGCCUGUGCUAGAUAAGCUGAUCGACAGGGGACACCAGGUGACUGUCCUUGUCCCGAGCACAUCAAUGUUCAUGAACAUCAACGAGUCUUCACGCUUUCGCUACGAACCGUUCGAUGUGUCCGUCUCAAAAGAGGACAUGGAACAGUUCCUUGAAGAUUUCCUUCACUUCUCCAUGUAUGAGAUGGAUCAAAUGAGUUACUUGCAGAUUUACAUCAGAUUCAUGAAUAUGAUGAAGACCGACAUGAAGUAUUCUUUGCAGUAUUUGGACGGCGUGCUGAAAUCAGAAACCAUCUUAAAGAAGCUGAAGGAGGGAAAAUAUGACCUUCUCCUGGCUGACCCCAUCAUGCCUGGCAGUGACUUAACAGCAGAGAUUUUGGGAGUGCCCCUGGUCUUCUCUCUCCGCUUUUCCUUAGCCAACAACUGGGAGAGGCAGUGUGGUCAGCUACCUGCUCCACCUUCCUUUGUCCCCGGUGCUAUGAGUAAACUGACAGACAAGAUGGACUUCUCAGAGAGAGUGUGGAACUUUCUCUUCUAUGCACUGCAGGACAUUGUCCUGAAUAACAUUUACUGGAAAGAAGUAGAUAAAUAUUACUCUGAAAUCAAAGGGACUCCCACCGAUGCCUGUGAGGUGAUGGGUAAGGCGGACAUCUGGCUGAUACGAACCUACUGGGACUUCGAGUUCCCUCGUCCUUUCCUCCCUAACUUCAAAUUUGUUGGUGGGAUCCACUGCAGACCUGCUAAACCUUUGCCAAAGGAUAUGGAAGAAUUUGUGCAGAGUUCAGGAGACGCUGGCAUCGUGGUCUUCACUUUGGGAUCCAUGAUCAAGAACAUCACCACAGAGAAGGCAAACAUCAUCGCCUCGGCCCUCGCUCAGAUCCCACAAAAGGUGCUGUGGAGAUACAUGGGAGAAAAACCAGAGACUCUGGGUGACAACACCAGAAUAUACAACUGGAUCCCUCAGAAUGACCUGCUGGGUCACCCCAAGACCAGAGCUUUCAUCACCCAUGGCGGCACAAAUGGGAUUUAUGAGGCCAUCUACCACGGAAUUCCUAUGGUGGGCAUCCCCAUGUUCGCUGACCAGCCAGAAAACAUGGUCCAUAUGAAGGCUAAGGGAGCAGCAGUUAUCAUGGACUUAAACGUCAUGAAGACUGAGGACCUCAGAGAUGCAAUCAAUACCGUUAUCAAUGACAAAUCGUACAAGGAGAAUGCCAUGCGGCUGUCCAGUAUCCACCAUGAUAGACCCAUGAGUGCUCUGGACGAAGCCAUAUUCUGGAUAGAGUUCACCAUGAGAAACAAUGGAGCUAAGCACUUAAGGGUCCAGUCGCAUGAACUUACCUGGUACCAGUAUCACAGCCUGGAUGUCCUGGCUUUCCUCUUCACUGUCACUCUGCUGCUCAUUCUUCUCUUCAUCAAGAUGUGCAGUUUCUGCUUCCGGAGGUGCUGUGCCAGAAAGGGAAAGACAAAGAAAAAGGCUGAGUGAUGGACUGAAUUCAAAAGUAGCUUGUAAAGAAGUAAUUGCUGAAAAAAAGACCAAUAGUUCAAUGGAUGCCAUGUUGAUCUAAAGCAUGUAAAGUAACCACAAUGUUCUUGCUUUGAAACAAAUUAGGGGCAGAAAAUUUAAGCCAUGGAAAAAGCAAACUUACAGAAUCCGGUUUCUAGUUAAACUCCUUGGUUUGGAUAGUAAUCUGUAGCUAAAGAGGAAUAUUGCUUUUGUUGUUUGUUCCACUUAUUUUACUACCACAGGCUCAAAAACCUGAAGUAAAGACACUCUUAAUCCACUACACUGACAAACAGCAUGUAUUUGAUUUCUAGUACAAGACUAAAUUUCUCAUUUGUUCCCUCAUGUAUAGCCAGUAAUUAGUGCAACUCCUCACAGGUGCAUGCCAAUUUAUACAACUGCACCUGCAGCCAAUUUAACACUAAAAGCUGGACUGUCAUUGGCCAAUGUAAGUUUGGGAAGGGAAAAAAAAAAGAACAGACAGAGGGAUUUUAUUCUGUGCCUUUACUUAAAUAAUACACCCCACUGCUUCAGGGUCUCUUAGCACACUCCAGCACGAUCACAAAUAUUUAUGCAUGGACACACGGGCUGCAACUCAAACUUUAACAUACAGAAAACACUGUAUUAUAACACAAAUCAAGUGAUGUAAUCAAACUAAAAAAAAUAAACAGCCCCCCCAGAUACUCAGAACAGAGCUACACACAUUUGCAUAACAGCAUUUAUCAUGUCAUAUGUGAACAGUGUGGGGAUUAUAUUUAGUUUUAUUUCCAUCAUUUUUUCAGUUUUCCAUCUUCUUUGACCUUCCACAACAUAAGCUCCAUGCAGGCAACAGCAUCUUCCGCAGUGUCAUGGCCACAAACUGGGAGAAACAGUAAUACAUUAUGUAAACACAUGCAAACAAUGAGUCAACAUCCUCAUGAAUAAAUCAGUUAUAU